CUGUACCAUGACGACAGCCUUCCUUCACUUCUUCUUCCUGGCGUCGUUCUGCUGGGUCCUAACGGAGGCUUGGCAGUCCUACAUGGCCGUCACUGGGAAAGUCCGCACCAGGCUCAUCAGGAAGAGGUUCCUCUGUCUGGGAUGGGGAUUACCUGCCUUAGUGGUUGCCGUCUCAAUGGGAUUCACCAAAGCAAAAGGCUAUGGGACACCCCAAUACUGCUGGCUAUCUCUAGAAGGUGGUCUCCUGUAUGCCUUUGUUGGACCGGCAGCAGCAGUGGUUCUGGUCAACAUGGUGAUUGGCAUCCUGGUGUUCAACAAGCUGGUCUCCAGAGACGGGAUUCUGGAGAAGAAGCCGAAGCAUCGAGCUGGACCGAUGAACGAGCCCCAUACAGGGUUAACUCUGAAAUGUGCCAAAUGUGGCGUGGUGUCCACCACUGCUCUCUCUGCAACUACAGCCAGUAAUGCCAUGGCCUCUCUGUGGAGUUCCUGUGUGGUUCUGCCUCUGCUGGCUCUGACCUGGAUGUCUGCAGUGCUGGCCAUGACAGACAAGCGCUCCAUCCUAUUUCAGAUCCUCUUCUCUGUCUUCGACUCGUUGCAGGGCUUUGUCAUCGUCAUGGUGCACUGUAUCCUGAGGAAAGAGGUCCAAGAUGCUUUCAGAUGUCGUCUCAGGAACUGUCAGGACCCCAGAAACUGUCAGGACCCCCUCAACGCUGACAACACUGGGACUUUCCCCAACGGUCAUGCUCAGAUUAUGACGGACUUUGAGAAAGACGUUGACAUCGCCUGUCGUUCAGCUCUCCACAAAGACAUGGGCUCUUGCCGCGCGGCGACCAUCACCGGCACCCUAUCCCGCAUCUCUCUGAAUGACGAGGAGGAUGAGAAGGGUCCCGAGGGGCUCAACUACUCCACCUUACCCGGCAACAUCAUCUCCAAGGUGAUGAUCCAGCAGCCCGGCAUGCACAUGGGCCCCAUGGGCGACAUGGGUGAGGGCUGCCUGGGCGACAGCGUGUCCGACAUGCGCCGCACCGUCUACCUGUGCACCGAUGAUGCUCUCCGUCAGUCCGACCAGGAUAUGGGCGGGCACGGGCACGGCGGGAUGGGCAGUGGCCACGACAUGGGCAGCAUGGGCGGUAUGGGUGGUAUGGGCGGACAUUCACCCCAAGGCCAGAUGAUGGAGACAGACUACAUCGUGAUGCCACGGGCUUCUGCGGCGGCAGCAGGAUCUGGGAACUGUAACACACUUCCCACUCUCCUGAAGGACGAUAGCUCCACCAAGAUGAACAUGGGCCUGGGCAUGGGAGAUACGCUGCCCCACGAUAGGAUGAUGCAACACUACAAGAUGGCACCGGACUUCAACAUGAGCCCGACGGGGAUGGGCGGGAUCGGGGUCAUGGAGCACAUGAACAUGGGGGUGAACAUGGAUCAGAACCUGCACCAGCAGUACGGGUCAGGAGGAGGACAGGAACACAUGCAGCAGAACCUGCCCUUUGAACCCCGAACCGCUGUCAAGAACUUCCUGGCUGAGAUGGAAGAGACUGGAGGGCUGUCGAGGAGCGAGACGGGAUCCACCAUAUCCAUGAGCUCCUUAGAGAGAAGAAAAUCGCGCUACCAAGAUAUGGACUUUGAAAAAGUCAUGCACACCAGGAAAAGACACAUGGAGCUGUUCCAAGAACUGAAUCAGAAAUUUCAAACCCUGGAUCGAUUUCAAGACAUACCAAAUAUGGGCAGCAUGGACAAGGCCAUGGCCAACAAGAACCCCUGGGAGAGCUACAACCCAGCCUGUGAGUACCAGAACUACACCAGUAUGAAUGCACUAGACCCUGACCCCAAGGACUCUCUGGAGAUGACCGCAGCAGAGUGGGAGAAGUGUGUCAAUCUCCCCUUAGACGUCCAGGAAGGAGACUUCCAGACAGAGGUCUGAUCUGAUCUAAACAAACCAGGAAAUGAGUCCAAAAUGGCACCCUAUUCCCAAUGAAGUGCACUACUUAUGACCAGGUCCUAUAGGCCUCUUUUUCACCAGUACCCAUAGGGCUCUUUUGAACAGGACUCAUAGGGCUCUGGUCAAAAGUAGUGCACUAUAUAGGGAAUAGGGUGACAUUUUGGAUGCACUCCAGGAAGGAGACUUCCAGGAAGUAAAACCCAGGAAGAGGAUAACCAGGAGAAAAUGAUAUCCAGGACAUGGAGGAAAGGGGAAAGGAUGUAUUUUGCACU
Salvelinus namaycush (lake trout) is the source of this 2211-nucleotide messenger RNA. Its product is annotated as adhesion G protein-coupled receptor B3-like. Lineage: Eukaryota; Metazoa; Chordata; Actinopteri; Salmoniformes; Salmonidae. Gene Ontology annotation, molecular function: G protein-coupled receptor activity. Gene Ontology annotation, biological process: negative regulation of angiogenesis; cell surface receptor signaling pathway; neuron remodeling. The record is from RefSeq and is a predicted model, not a curated record. Gene Ontology annotation, cellular component: membrane; postsynapse; synaptic cleft. The transcript is spliced from 12 exons. Bases 8 to 1921 code for a protein of 637 amino acids.